Ramularia collo-cygni is the source of this 2073-nucleotide messenger RNA. RefSeq lists its product as uncharacterized. Bases 1 to 2073 code for a protein of 690 amino acids. Gene Ontology annotation, molecular function: ATP binding; ATP hydrolysis activity. The record is from RefSeq and is a predicted model, not a curated record. NCBI's taxonomy places the organism in Eukaryota, Fungi, Ascomycota, Dothideomycetes, Mycosphaerellales, Mycosphaerellaceae. The transcript is spliced from 4 exons.
AUGGCCCACACGAAGCCGACGCCACGCAAGUCGACUGGUGGUCGAGCACCGCGCAAGACGCUCGGUAGAGUCAACGGCGACAACGUCGUGGAAGACCCCAACAUCGAUGAUGACACCGCUCAGAAGCUCAAGGAGAUUGAAGAGCUUGAGACUAUGCAAGCUUCACUGAAGCACAUUACCAAGAAGUGGACAGAGCAGAAUCAAGCUUACUAUGCGGAGACUGUCGAUGAGGAGAUUCCAGAUCAAGUGAAUUGGUGGAGCAAGUUCGCGCUCUGUCUGGUCAAGCACAUGGAUAGCGGCAAUACCCGAGUCCAGAAGACCUCUCUCCAAGUCAACUCGCAACACCUCAAGGAUAUCCUCAAGGACACCAUCAGCCAAUUCCCCGGCGUAUCCUUCCAAACCAAGGACAUCACCAUCGAUGCUCCCUAUCGAGUUCUAUUCCACUACAAAGACGAAUUGGCGCAAGCAGGUGAAAACCUCGAGGAUGAAGAAGCCAUUGCUCAUCUAAACUUACUUCUCGAUUUCAUCGACGAGCACUUCAAAGAAACGAUUGAAGAGUCGGACAAUUUGAAAGAGCAAGGCCUGAUGUCGUAUGAAUAUCUCUGGACAAUCUUCCGCCCCGGCAUGACAAUCUACGCUCCCAUAUUCGGCCAACCCAGAGCUUUCACCCUAACCAACUACGCACACCAGUGUGAUCCAGCAGGACUUCAACUGUGGAUUGAAUUUGUGGACUUUGAUGGCGAAGAUUUGGGCGACCGAUCCACGAACCGUCUGGUACCCGCAUUCUCGGGCGCCGUGGCCAUCAACAGUCUAUGUGCAUAUCCCAUUCAAUACCAUGCGGAUCCAGAAGCUCUUCGUCGUCAAUUGAUUGACCGUGGCAGACGGAUGGAGUCAUAUGCCGGCAUGCACUUUUGCCGCUACAAUGGAAUCGCGCUCGAGCAGACGCAAUUUGGUUUCGAGAGAUAUAACGUUGAAGGUCGCGUGGUGGUCGAUACCAAGACCUUUCACCGUUUGAAUGCCAAUUACGCUUUCAACCUGCGUCCAUUCAAGACGGAGGGCAAGAAGCAGAAGAUUCGUCGACGUAAUUAUGAUGAUUACAAUGACUAUGAUGAAGGGAAUGAUGGUGAUGAAGAUCUCGACCUGGUCCCGGAGGAGAGGUUGGAAUUGGACCCACUAACAGACGAUCAAUGCCUAUUGGCCACCGCCACGGUUCGUGGAUUCUCCUUUAGUGAGAAGCGAUGGCUGGACUUCUUCGUCGACAAGCUCAACAGUCCGGAUUGGAACUCUGACUGCUUCAAGCAGCUCGUCCUACCAGAAACACAGAAAGAUCUCGUACAAGCUCUAGUUGCCAACCACACUCAGAAGCGUAAUGGAUUCGAUGAUAUCGUCAAGGGUAAAGGCAAAGGUCUCAUCCUAGUUCUACACGGUCCGCCUGGUGUUGGAAAAACUUUGACUGCUGAAACAGUGGCAGAGUACUGCAAGCGACCUCUCUACAUGGUCUCGAGYGGAGACUUGGGGACUGAUGCCUCGACGCUGGACAACAAACUUUCUCGCAUUCUGGACAUGGCUUCUACCUGGCGUGCCGUUCUGCUGAUCGAUGAAGCCGACAUUUUCCUGGAACGUCGCUCUCUGCAUGAUAUGCAGCGCAACAGUCUCGUGAGYAUCUUCUUGCGAGUAUUGGAGUACUACGAAGGAAUCCUCUUCUUGACUUCCAACCGCGUCGCCACUUUCGACGACGCUUUCAAGUCGAGAAUUCACGUGCCGUUAAAAUAUUCCUCCCUGACAAUGCAGAGUCGCAAGCAAGUGUGGCAGAAUUUCCUGGGGAAAAUGAUGGUCGAUGAUGAGGGUGUGGAGAUUGAUGAUGAGGGUUAUGAUAGUCUUGCCCAGGCUGAUAUCAAUGGCAGACAGAUUAAAAAUGUCAUUCGGACGGCGAAGUCUUUGGCGCAGUUUCAUGGUCAGAAGCUGGAUCGGCAGAAACUUGAGCAGGUUAUUCAAAUUCAGAUGGAAUUUGAGAGGGACCUUGAUCUUGAGGCUGGCGGGGAGGGUGUUGAUGGUCUGGCGAAUGGGCGCUAG